AUGCAUCGGUACUUCUUUAAGAAAAGAAGCAGAAAUACACCAUUACCACCACCACUGCCACCAUCAUUUAGAUCGAUUCCUCCUCGACGGUAUUUCUUCAACAAAAGAAGCCAAAAUCCACCACCACCGCCACCACCAUCAUUUGGACCGAUUCUUCCUUGGCGGAAGUUUGUCAAACGAAGAAAAAUUAACCAAGCCAUGUCUUUGUUCCAAAAAGACAUGUUGACCUGGUACUUGCUCACCCUUGUGAUGCGCCAAAAACUACAAACAAGAAACCGGAAACCUGAAGAGACUCGAGAACAAUGGGUCAUUUCGAUAAAAGACAAGAUGCAACAAGCACUUAGAGAAGACGCCACAACUAGCUGGGAAAGGCUAUGUAUCUAUAGAGUUCCACAUUACCUUCAAGAGAACGACAACAAGUCCUACUUCCCUCAGACCGUCUCGCUUGGUCCAUACCACCAAGGCAAGGAACAUCUCCUGCCUAUGGACCGUCACAAGUGGCGAGCAAUCAAUAUGAUCAUGUCACGCACCAAACAAGGCAUCGAAAUGUAUAUUGAUGCUAUGAAAGAGCUUGAGGAGAGGGCUCGUGCUUGCUACGAAGGUCCCAUUGGUUUGAGUAGUAACAAGUUCACGGAAAUGUUGGUUCUUGAUGGUUGUUUUGUUCUUGAACUAUUCAGAGGAGCUGAUGAAGGAUUCUCGGGACUCGGAUAUGAUCGUAAUGAUCCAGUUUUCGCUAUGCGAGGAUCGAUGCAUUCAAUUCAACGUGACAUGGUGAUGCUGGAAAAUCAACUUCCUUUGUUUGUUCUCAACCGGUUAUUAGAGCUACAGCUAGGUCCACGAAACCAACCCGGUUUAGUGGCAAAAUUAGCAGUUCGGUUCUUCGACCCACUAAUGCCAACAGACGAACCGUUGAUCAAAACCGACCAGUCAAAUCUCGAAAACCCGACGGGAAAAGAUAAUUUCUUCAACCCAAUUGCCGACAAGGAUAAGGACGAGUUGCACUGUCUAGAUGUUUUCCGUCGAAGUCUGCUUCGACCAAGUACAAAGCCAGAGCCGAGGUUGUCACGAAGGAGAUGGUCAUGGAAGACACGUGUGGCUGAUAAGCGCCAACAACAACUGAUACAUUGCGUGACGGAGCUAAGAGAGGCCGGUAUAAAAUUCAAGACAAGAAAAACCGACCGGUUUUGGGAUAUAAGAUUCAAAAAUGGUUAUCUAGAGAUACCAAAACUACUUAUCCAUGACGGUACCAAAUCUCUAUUCUCGAAUCUUAUAGCUUUCGAACAGUGCCAUAUCGACUCAAGCAACGACAUAACAUCCUACAUUAUCUUCAUGGAUAAUCUAAUAGAUUCUCCACAAGAUGUUAGCUAUUUACAUUACUGUGGUAUCAUCGAGCACUGGUUAGGAAAUGAUUCUGAAGUUGCGGAUUUGUUCAACCGGCUAUGUCAAGAAGUAGCUUUCGACCCUCAAAAUAGUUAUUUGUCACAAUUGUCGAACAAGGUUGACCGUCACUAUAGCCGAAAAUGGAAUGUUCUGAAAGCGAUCUUGAAACACAAGUACUUCAAUAAUCCUUGGGCAUAUUUCUCUUUCUUUGCUGCACUUCUUCUGAUAUUUACACCUACUUUCUCUCUUCCCUUCUCUCUCUCUCAUUCUCCAGGAAAAAAAAAAAGCUUCAACCAACAAAAGAUGGUGGCUGUCUUCUACAAAGACAUGUUGAGCUGGUACUUACUCACCCUCAAGAUCCGCGAAAAACUUGAAUCCGAGAACCAAGGAUCCGAACCGGUUCAUCAAGAUCAAAACCUCCUCGGUUUACCCGAAGUAGUCACCAGAUCCGAUCAAGACCAAAACAAUCAUAACCACGAGCAGACUCUGUCGGACUCGGAGGCCGGUAAGAUUGAGGUAACCAAAGAGAGCCCUAGAGAUACACGGGACGAUUGGGUGAUCUCAAUCACGGACAAGCUCGAGCAAGCACAUAGAGACGACGACACAACAAUCUGGGGAAAGCUCUGUAUCUACAGAGUUCCAUAUUACUUGCAAGAAAACGACAACAAAUCGUAUUUCCCUCAGACCGUCUCGCUCGGUCCGUACCACCAUGGUAAAAAACGGCUCCGGUCGAUGGACCGUCAUAAAUGGCGUGCGGUGAGUAGAAUCUUGAAACGUACGAACCAAGACAUUAAAAUGUAUAUUGACGCCAUGAGAGAGCUCGAGGAGAAGGCUCGAGCUUGCUAUGAAGGUCCUUUCGGUUUGAACAGUAAUGAAUUUAUCGAAAUGCUUGUUCUUGAUGGUUGUUUCGUGCUUGAGCUCUUCAGAGGAGCCGUUGAAGGAUUCACGGAACUCGGAUAUGCACGUAAUGAUCCGGUUUUUGCGAUGAGAGGAUCGAUGCAUUCAAUUCAACGUGAUAUGAUAAUGCUGGAAAAUCAACUUCCCUUGUUCAUUCUAAACCGGUUAUUAGAGCUACAGCUUGGUUCACGGAGCCAAACCGGUUUAGUGGCGCAAUUAGCAGUUCGGUUCUUUGAUCCACUAAUGCCAACGGACGAGCCGAUGACCAAAACCGACCAGUCAAAACUCGAGAGCUAUUUGGCUGGAGAUAAAGCAUUUGACCCAUUCGCUGACAUGGGCGAGUUACACUGUCUGGAUGUUUUCCGUCGAAGUCUGCUCCGGUCUAGUCCUAAACCGGAGCCAAGGUUAUCAAGAAAGAGAAGGUCUCGUAAUACGCGCGUGGCGGACAAGCGCCGACAACAGCUGAUACACUGCGUGACGGAACUGAGAGAGUCCGGUAUUAAGUUUAGGAGAAGAAAAACCGACCGGUUUUGGGAUAUUCAAUUCAAUAACGGUUAUCUAGAGAUACCGAGGCUGCUUAUUCAUGAUGGUACCAAAUCUCUUUUCUUGAACCUUAUAGCUUUUGAACAGUGCCAUAUCGACUCAAGCAACGACAUAACAUCCUACAUAAUCUUCAUGGACAAUCUAAUAGAUUCUCACGAAGAUGUUAGCUACUUACACUACUGUGGUAUUAUCGAACAUUGGUUAGGGAGUGAUUCUGAGGUUGCGAAUUUGUUCAACAGGUUAUGUGAAGAAGUUGUUUUUGACACCGAAGAUAGUUAUUUGUCUCGGUUAUCAGUUGAGGUUAAUCGUUAUUACAAUCAAAAGUGGAAUGCUUGGAGAGCGACCUUGAAACACAAGUAUUUCAAUAAUCCAUGGGCCAUUAUCUCUUUCUGUGCUGCGUCGAUCAUGUACUCCUAA
Messenger RNA from Thlaspi arvense, 3237 nucleotides. The record is from the annotation of a GenBank genome assembly. NCBI's taxonomy places the organism in Eukaryota, Viridiplantae, Streptophyta, Magnoliopsida, Brassicales, Brassicaceae.